CCAAAAUUACAUCGCAUCCAAUUUAGAAAAAUACAAUACAAUCUCAACUAGAAAAACUACCAUGUCGUCGGAGGAAAACCGCCACCACGGCCACCACCACGGCCUCUUCCACCGCCACAAGGAGGAGGAAGAAAAUGUCCUCUCCGAAACCACCCCAUAUUCUGAAUCUCAAUUCUCCGAAAACUCCACUUAUUCAUCUGACAUCUCUGAAAACAAAACCGCCAGUUACGGUGGUGGCUACGGCAAGUCAGAAAACAAGUUCGCCGCCGAGCACGGUGGUGAUCGGUACGGUGAGUCGGAAGAUAAGGCAGGCGAAUACGGCGGUGGUUAUGGUAGGUCUGAAAAUAAGGUCGCCGGCGAGUACGGUGGUGUGUACACGUACAGCGAGUCAGGAAAUAAGGACGGCGAGUACGGUGGAGGGUACGGCGAGUCAGAAGGUAAGAGCGGAGAAUACGAAGGUGCAUACAGGAAGGGUGGACAUAAAUCCGGCGAGUUCGGUGGUGGGUACGGUGGGUCAGAAGAUAAAGGCGGCGAGUACGACGGUGGAUACAGAAAAGAAUAUGAGGAAGGAAAUGAAGAGGAGAAUCCAGAUUACAAAAAGGAAGAGAAACACCACAAACACCUUGAACACCUCGGCGAGCUCGGUGCGGCCGCCGCCGGUGCCUUUGCCUUGCAUGAGAAGCAUGAGGCAAAGGAGGACUCAGAGCAUGGGCACAGGCACAAGUUAGAGGAGGAGAUAGCGGCGGUCGCCGCCAUCGGAGCUGGUGGCUUUGCAUUUCAUGAGCACCAUGAGAAAGAAGAGGCAAAGGAGCAAGAUGAAGAGACUCAUGGAAAGAAGCAUCACCAUAUAUGCUAAAUUAAACCUCCUAUAAUUUCCACAAUAAUAUUGUUCAUUUCAUGAGCUAAUUACUAUCACUUAAAUAAAUAAUAAUAAUAAUAAUAAUAUUAAUAAUAAUAAUAAUAAUAAUAAUAAUAAUAAUAAUAAUAAUAAUAAAGGUUGUGUUUUGUAAAAGUAUGGUUUCAAAAGAAGUGUUUGGCCAAAGCCAAUGUGCCAUAAGCUAUAUUGUAUUGUAAAGUGUGGUCUUGUGAGUGCUUUCUUCUAAGUUUGUUUUGUACUUUA
This is a messenger RNA of Benincasa hispida (wax gourd), 1120 nucleotides long. RefSeq lists its product as uncharacterized. NCBI's taxonomy places the organism in Eukaryota, Viridiplantae, Streptophyta, Magnoliopsida, Cucurbitales, Cucurbitaceae. The record is from RefSeq and is a predicted model, not a curated record.